UCUUCCGCCCUCAUUCCACAUCAACAACCAAACCUCACCAACUCUUUAUAUAAAUAAACAAAUCUCCCUCUCAUAUUGUAUUUACAUCACAACAAGAAAGAAAUAAACAAUAAAAGAUCCCUUUGAGUUUGGCCAAAAGCAAAAGCAACCGAUUGAAGAAUCUACACAAAGCAAAGGGAAGGAGGAGACAAUUUUAGCACCAUCAUGUUGAGGCUUACGUUGGCCUUGUGUGUUUUGAGUAGCAUAAUUUUGACAUCCUCAGCUCAAACUCAAUCUUGUAAAAACCAAACAUUCUCAGACAACAGAGCGUUCACAACAUGUCGUGAUCUUCCACAGUUAACCUCGUACCUCCACUGGUCAUACGAUGAAACAAGUGGCAAAUUAGACAUAGCAUACAUACAUACUGGAAUAACUGCAACAAAUAGGUGGGUUGCUUGGGCCAUCAAUCCAAGCAGAAAUCUUGACCCAGCCAUGAUCGGAGCACAAGCUUUGGUGGCUAUUCCACAAGCCAGUGGAAGCCCAAAAGCCUAUACUUCAAACAUUAUAGACACAAGCACACGGUUGCAAGAAGGAACCAUUAGUUAUCCUGUUUCUGGGUUGUCUGCCACGUAUCAGAAUAACGAGGUUACUAUUUUUGCUACUUUGACCCUUCCAAAUGGAACAACCUCUUUUGUUCAUGUAUGGCAAGAUGGAGUUCUCUCUUCUGAUUCUACUCCUCAAGAACAUAGCCAUGAAUCUUCUCACCAAAACUCCAAGGAAGUCUUGGAUCUUGUUUCUGGUACCUCCCAAGCUGCAAGUGGGAUUGGUUCGCGUCAAAGAAGAAGAAAUACACAUGGAGUACUAAAUGCUAUUAGUUGGGGAAUCUUGAUGCCAACGGGAGCAGUAAUAGCAAGGUAUUUGAAGGUGUUCAAAUCUGCAGACCCUGCUUGGUUCUAUCUUCACAUAACUUGUCAAGUCUCUGCCUACAUAGUUGGAUUAUCUGGUUUUGGUACUGGUCUCAAACUCGGUAGUGAUUCAGUGGGUAUUACAUACGACACUCAUAGAGCACUUGCUAUUGUUCUUGUAACCUUGGCAACUCUUCAAGUGUUUGCUCUAUUUUUGAGGCCAAACAAAGACCAUAAGUUGAGAUUUUACUGGAAUAUCUACCACCACGUUGUAGGGUAUGUUACCAUAAGCAUUAGCAUUGUAAACGUUUUCAAAGGGUUUGAAGCAUUGGGAGAUUUUGUAGGGGAUCGUUACAAGAACUGGAAGCAUGCUUACAUUGGUAUUAUUGGUGCUUUGGGGGGCAUUGCUGUCCUUUUGGAAGCUUACACGUGGAUGGUAUGCAUGAAGAGGAAGAAAGCAGAGAACAAGACUUCAGAUGGUGUUAAUGGAGCAAAUGGCCAUGGUUCUUCUACCCUUUAAGCCAUAGUAAGUAUAGGAAUGAUGUGUAGAAAGAUUACAUUGGAUUUUUUCUGUUAUUUUGUGUCUUUUACUUUUAGACCCCUUUGUAUAUUUUGGGUACUCCAGCUUCUUCUUAAGAGUCUUAGUUUUGACUUUUUUGAGGUAAUUCUUUCACAGGAUACUUACUUUUAGGGGUGUGCUUUUUGUGUGUGCGCUAUACAUUGUAUCACUUUCUAUUUCUUCAUAUUUGUAUUUAUUUAUUUAUUUUAGUUAUGUUUUACUCUUCCUACA
This is a messenger RNA of Medicago truncatula (barrel medic), 1674 nucleotides long. Its product is annotated as cytochrome b561 and DOMON domain-containing protein At5g47530. The coding region runs from base 205 to 1404 and encodes 399 amino acids. The record is from RefSeq and is a predicted model, not a curated record. The transcript has 2 exons. NCBI's taxonomy places the organism in Eukaryota, Viridiplantae, Streptophyta, Magnoliopsida, Fabales, Fabaceae.